Capsella rubella is the source of this 1356-nucleotide messenger RNA. RefSeq names its product putative anthocyanidin reductase. Bases 124 to 1185 code for a protein of 353 amino acids. The record is from RefSeq and is a predicted model, not a curated record. The transcript is spliced from 6 exons. Lineage: Eukaryota; Viridiplantae; Streptophyta; Magnoliopsida; Brassicales; Brassicaceae. Gene Ontology annotation, molecular function: oxidoreductase activity, acting on the CH-OH group of donors, NAD or NADP as acceptor.
AUAAUAAAAGAGUACAGCCAAAAUGGUUUAAAACUUAUGGUUACAAGCCAAAAUUAAUAAUUUAUUCACACUGGAAAACCCAUUUUGGCAGGCAUUUCGAGAAGAAGAAGAAGAAGAGAGGAGAUGAAUAUGAUGAAGGAACGCAAAACGACGACGUAUUGUGUGACUGGUGCAAGUGGGUACAUCGGUUCUUGGUUGGUUAAGUCUCUUCUUGAAGGAGGCUACACUGUUCAUGCCACUCUCAGAGAUCUUGCAAAAUCUCAAUAUUUUCAAUCCAAAUGGAAGGAAAAUGAACGGCUCAGAUUGUUCCGAGCGGAUCUUCAAGAUGACGGCAGCUUCGAUGAUGCCGUCAAGGGAUGCGACGGCGUCUUCCAUGUCGCGGCUUCCAUGGAGUUUGAUAUCUCAUCAGAUCACGUCGAUCUCGAGAAUUAUGUCCAGAACAAAGUCAUAGAUCCGGCAAUAAAAGGCGUACGGAAUGUACUAGGUUCUUGUCUAAAGUCGAGCUCAGUCAAAAGGGUCGUCUUCACAUCAUCCAUCAGUACUCUCACUGCCAGAGAUGAGAAUGAACUGAUGAGAUCUGUCGUGGAUGAAACUUGCAAGGCUCAUGUUGAUCAUGUCCUUAAAACACAAGCAAGUGGAUGGAUUUAUGUACUAUCGAAGCUUGUAUCAGAGGAAGAAGCAUUUAGAUAUGCAAAAGAGAGAGGAAUGGAUCUUGUUUCAGUCAUUACAACUACUGUUUCAGGUCCAUUCCUUACUCCUUCUGUCCCAUCAAGCGUUCAAGUUCUCUUGUCCCCAAUUACAGGUGACUCAAAGUUGUUUGCAAUAUUAUCAGCUGUGAACAAAAGAAUGGGUUCGAUUGCUUUAGUACACAUUGAAGAUAUCUGCAGGGCACAUAUGUUUUUGAUGGAAGAACCAAAGGCUAAUGGCCAAUAUAUAUGCUGUGUUGACAAUAUUGAUAUGCAUGACUUGAUGCUUCAUCACUUUUCUAAGGAGUAUCGUUGUAAAGUUCAAAAGGAAAAUGAAGACGAGGAAGAGAGACAAUGUGUGAAGCCUAUAAUAUCUUCAAAGAAAUUAAGAGAAUUGGGGUUUGAAUACAAAUACGGUAUUGAAGAAAUUGUUCAUCAAACAAUUGAUGCUGCCAUCAGUUUUAAGUUUCCUAUUUUAAAGGACAAACUCAAGGAGUGAGAAUGUGAGAUCAACAACAAUUAUCUUCUUCGUUUUGCUGGAUUAGACUAUUGUGAAUCUUUGAAUAUACUAAUGAAGUGUUUUCAAUCCCAACAAAUUUUUAAUGGUCACUGUGUACACUUUAUAGUCUUAAUAUCGUUUGAACUUUUAGAAGAAUGAUGGAUUAUACUA